This is a messenger RNA of Exophiala spinifera, 3324 nucleotides long. RefSeq lists its product as uncharacterized. Gene Ontology annotation, cellular component: cytoplasm. Gene Ontology annotation, molecular function: cysteine-type deubiquitinase activity. Gene Ontology annotation, biological process: protein deubiquitination. NCBI's taxonomy places the organism in Eukaryota, Fungi, Ascomycota, Eurotiomycetes, Chaetothyriales, Herpotrichiellaceae. The record is from RefSeq and is a predicted model, not a curated record. Bases 1 to 3324 code for a protein of 1107 amino acids. The transcript has a single exon.
AUGGCGGCGUAUGCGUCCUCACCAUCAUUUGGGAGUCAGACCACUGCGGCCUCCGCCAGCUCAAUCCCAUCCACGCGGGCGAGUUGGUCCGACACGAGAGACACCACCCCGGGUUCUGCCUCUGAAAGGGUAUUCGCACACAUCAAAGAUAUCAUUUACGAUGCUACGACUUCCAUCGAACCAGACGACUCGCUAGGCCAUUACCUUACUGAGGUUGAGACCUCUCUUGCAACCGCAAGGAGUUCGGUCGACUUUCGGCGGCCUGACGUAGCGUACAAGAACUACCUUCGCGCAUACGAGAUCGCGGUUCAGCGCAUACCCAGACACAGAGACUAUGGCUUCUGGGAUAAUAACCCCUCUUGGAGCUCGAAAUACAAAGCUACCUUACGGAAAAUCAACGACCUGUCCGACCAAAUGGCACAGGUUAGAGAAGCUAUUGAAGACAACAAUCGACGGUAUGGUACACAGCAAAGGUCGGUCUUGAGGAAGCCAGUCUACUCUACGGACUUUGGAGUGCCUUCGACAAUGUCGCCUGGCGCAGGUAGACCUUCUUCUUCUGGCAAGCCAAACGGCCCUGAUGCUCGGCAGACAGACUCACCCCGGCCUGCUGAGCUUCCUGAUGCGCUGCGCAUAGAUCGGGCACGGCCAUCAAACAAGCCACCGAAACCAGAAAGUCUUCAGGGACGUCCGCUAAGCGAACAAUCUAACGACUUGAGCCAGCGUUUUGCUCGUCUGAGAGGGCCCGGAAGCUCUCAAGAAGCUGGGCAUAUUCUCUCCAUGCCGAACCCGAGUGAUUUUCAACCGGGAGCUGGCACCGCCCCUCGACCGCAGUCAUACUCCCCUUAUGCAACCCCCAAAGCCAACGGUGUUUCCAGUCACCGAAUCAACGGACCUCGAGACAUGCCAGGAAUCGGGAGCGUGCCCUCCAUUCCACCCAAGGUGCCAUUGACCACCAACAUGGUCAUGCCGAAGCCCCCGAGUCCGACAUACAGUCCGAUAACGACAACACCUAUUGCUCCUCAUGUUAACGGCGGCCGUUUACCUACCGAAGGUGGUCGUCCGCCCAACGAAAGGAAACAAACGUACUACAAUCAGUCGCAGAACUCAUCUACGACUUCCUUGCACAUUCAAAGGACUCGCGACGAGAUCUUGUCUCCUUAUAGGCCGACCACUCCGAAUGGAAUAAAUUCAGCCAUUUUCUUGAAGAGCAGUUCAAGCGAGAUACCGCACAGACCCUCGAUAGAUGCACCAACUCUGCUCGAGUAUAUGAAGAAAUAUAAUGUUCUCCUUGUUGAUAUCCGAGAAAGGGUGCUUUUCGACGACGGACAUAUCAUGUCGAGCUCGAUCAUAUGCAUCGAACCCAUCUCGCUCAAGGAAGGAGUUUCUGCAGAAGAACUGGAGGAUCGGCUUGUUCUAGCCCCUGAUAUGGAACAAACCCAUUUCUCUAGGAGAAACGAGUUCGAUAUUGUCGUCUAUUAUGAUCAAGAUACCAGCGACAUCUCCUAUCUGAAAGGGCCGCCGUCUAUGACGAGAGCUCCAGCUCUUCGAGCGCUUUACGACACACUUUAUGAAUUCAACGACACGAAGCCUCUGAAAGAUGGACGUCCACCUGCUUUGCUAGCAGGUGGUCUUGAUGCAUGGAUCGACCUCAUGGGAGCCCAAUCACUAGCACGUUCAAAAACUGCCGCCAUGCUGGGCACGAUUCAACGACGGCGAGCUGUUGGUCCUGGCCGGCCUAUUGCUCGACAGCGCCUGGUUUCGGCAAAUUCCCGUUACGAAGUGCGUAAUAGGCGUCUUCGUGACCACAAGUUUCUUGAUGAGAGCGAGCAAGAAGCGUGGCGACAGCAAGCAAUGCAGGAGGAGGUUGCUCCCGCCGAGAAAUCCGAGCUCGCAAGCGAUGAGGAAUAUCCCACAGGAGACGAAGAACCACCAGCUGAAUCUCCAUUUGUGCCUGAUUAUGAGACGUUCCUCCGUCGCUUCCCGUCCAUCAAGCAGCAGGAAUCAAUGAUAAUGCCCGCGCGGCGAGCAUUGCCGUCUCAUCCUACUGCAUACCUGCACCAGCCCGUUGCGCCUGUACCUCAAGUUCCAACAAGGCCGCCUCCAGCGAUACCACGACCGAGUUACUCAGGACAAGCCGACAUCAAUGCGCCUCAGCCAUCGCUGGCAAGGGUCACUUCGGCAAGCCGACCUCCGUUGUACUCCUCCGCAACCUCGGUGAGAGGUAAGCGUCUCCCGAAGACCGGACUAACCAAUUUCGGCGUUACCUGUUAUAUGAACUCGACACUGCAAUGCCUGUCUGCCACUAUUCCAUUAUCGGCCUUUUUCAAUGACAGGAUGUAUGAAGCGUAUGUUCAGCGAAAUUGGAAGGGCAGCAACGGUAUCAUGCCCAAACUCUAUGCGAAUCUGAUCCAAGCUGUAUGGCAAGGCGACAAUGAAGUCAUCAAGCCGUCCACAUUCAGAAACUUCUGUGGUCGAAUGAAUCGUGAAUGGGUGAUCGACCGACAACAAGAUGCAAAGGAAUUCUUCGACUUCAUUGUUGAUUGCCUCCACGAGGAUCUGAACGUCAAUUGGGAACGUACGCCACUCCGUCCACUGACGACAGCUGAAGAGAUGCAACGAGAACGUAUGGAAAUUGCACGAGCCAGCCCAAUUGAGUGGAAGCGAUAUGAGCAUCGAGACCACAGUUUUCUGUCGUCACUAUUUGCCGGCCAGCACGCCUCACGCCUACGAUGCUUGACGUGCAAACGCACUUCCACAACCUACGAGGCAUUCUACAGCAUCAGUAUCGAGAUUCCCCGCUCCGGUGCGGGACACAUCUACGACUGUCUUAACAGCUACUGUAGAGAAGAGAAGCUGUCCGAGCUAUGGCGCUGCCCAUAUUGCAAAGGUGAACGCGAAGCUACUAAGCAGAUCAUCCUUACUCGUCUUCCACAAUUUCUUGUCAUCCACUUCAAGCGAUUCGCAGCGAGUAAGCAUGAAAAGGCUAAGAAAAUCCACACGCCCAUCGAGUUUCCUCUCUACGGGCUAAGCAUGGACGAUUUUGUCAUUCCACGGCCGCCGAGUGUCCCGGAUGCAGAAGGACAGGUUGACAUGGCGACAACGCCACCAUAUAGUUACGAUGCAUAUGGCGUGCUUCGGCACCUUGGGAAUAGUGGCGAUGGUGGUCACUAUAUCAGCAUUGUCAAAGAUCAAGGACGCGGUUGUUGGCGUAAAUUCGACGAUGAGCGGCACAUUGACCUGGAUCCGAACAAGCUAUCUCCCCGAGAUCGUUUGCAGAAUUCGGAAGCUUAUAUUGUGUUUUAUCAGCGGGCACAAGCAAGAUAG